This is a messenger RNA of Cryptosporidium ubiquitum, 1695 nucleotides long. RefSeq names its product protein with a SET domain within carboxy region. Lineage: Eukaryota; Apicomplexa; Conoidasida; Eucoccidiorida; Cryptosporidiidae. Gene Ontology annotation, molecular function: protein binding. The record is from RefSeq and is a predicted model, not a curated record. The transcript has a single exon. The coding region runs from base 1 to 1695 and encodes 564 amino acids.
AUGAAAGAAAAAAAAAAAUUACAAGAAAUAAUUGAAAAUAAGAAAAUUUUUAAGGUUAGAUGGACAGUUUCCUUCGACAGUGAUAGUGAAUAUCCUAUAAAAAAUUCAAAUUCAAAAAGCAAGUACUGGAAAUAUGAGCAGGAUGGCUUUCGAGAAGAAGGAUGGGAUAAAGAGUUAGGGAUUCCAAAAGUCAUUUUAAGUGAGGUAGAAAAUCUGAUGCAAGGAAGAGCAUUAUAUAUAAGAAAUGCAAGUCAUUAUGGGCAAAGAAGACUGGACUCAGUACUCAAUAAUUCGAUAAUUAUGGAAAAGGGAAAAUUUGAUAUAGAUUUAAUGGAUACAAAAAGAAGCCAAGUAAGUGAAGCUCCUCAAAGUUUUGAAAACACAAAAAAUGAAUGUUCUAAAACAAACUUAAGUCAGGAUUUGCCACACUCCAGUACACCAAAUUUUCCUAACCAUCCAGAGGAGUCAUUUUAUGCUUUAAUUGAUGAAGUUUUACAAGAAGGAUCUACUUGUACUGUUGUAUAUCCUUCAGAAUACUCUGGUAAAUGGGAGGCUGAGCAUUUUCAAGUAUUUCACUUUAGCACAAUUAAAAAAUCUCUGAACCGUUUGUUGGAUCUUCAUAAAUCUGAAAGGUUGUUUGUUUCCUAUUUUUCAGAUGUUAAAAUUUCUCAAUACUGCCCAACUAUUUUCUGGAAUAUUGUCCGGAUAUUUCACGGUGAAAUAGAUGUUGGAAUUAUUGAAAUCUUUUCUUCUAUACCCAUAGCUAUGCUAAAGAGGAAAAGAAGUACUGUUGAGAUUAGAUUUAAUGAACAAAAUCCAAGCUCCUCUUUAAACAAAAGAUCAGACAAAAAUGGUCCUUGUGAAGAUAAAAGUGGCUACAAACUAAAAAAAAGUAAAGACAUUUUUCAGGAACUGAGUCAGAAACUUAUUCAAGAUUUAAAUACAAAAAUCCCUUAUUUUGAAAAAAACGGAAUUGAAUAUUUUAAAGAUUCUGAUUAUUUGGAUUUGAAACAAAAAAAUAAAAUGUCUCAAGAAAAUUCUGAUUUUGAGAAUAAUCUUCUAUUCAAUAGAGAAAUUGACCAAUCGAGUAUUGAGAACCAAAUUUCAAGAAGAUCAAGCAGAAGAGUCUCUUUUGGAGUUAACGACGAAAUUUCAAUUAUUGAAGCAACCAUAGACAAAAAUUACAAAAUUAUCCGCCUUCCAAUAUAUAAUUAUCCAGAAAAAUGGAAGAAGAUUAUCUAUAAAUACUGCAUUCUCAACGAAAUUCACUCAUGCACUUUAAUUAAAAAAGAUUCUUUUAAAGGUAGGUGUGUAAUAGCUGGAUCUUUUAUUAGAAAGGAUGACUUUGUCUUGGAAUAUAAAGGAAAUCUAAUUACUCAUCUCACUGAAGCCAAAGAGUUAGAAAAGAAGUAUGCCCUUAGUAACAAGGGAUGUUAUAUGUAUUACUUCAAAUAUAAUGACAAGAAUUACUGCAUUGAUGCUACCGAGGAAAACUUGGAGUUUGGGCCAGGAAGACUAAUUAAUCAUUCUAAGAAAAACCCUAAUAUAAUUACAAAGGUCUUGAUUGUAGGGACCACCCCAAGGCUAUUCUUUGUCUCUAAAAGAAAUAUUAUGUGUGGGGAAGAACUACUUUUUGAUUAUGGAGAUAACAAUCCUAUUUCCACCCUACACAAUCCUUGGCUCCUAAAUUCAUAA